Molecule: messenger RNA, 3408 nt
Organism: Acyrthosiphon pisum (pea aphid)
Lineage: Eukaryota; Metazoa; Arthropoda; Insecta; Hemiptera; Aphididae
Gene: Osi17
Product: DUF1676 domain-containing protein Osi17
Exons: 7
Coding region: 93-1670 (525 amino acids)
Cellular component (GO): membrane
Source: RefSeq, a predicted model, not a curated record
CGAGCCGCUCAAAGAAACCGGUGGACGCGGACCUCUCACGGACGCCGGUUCGGUCAGUGCGAUGCCAACUGUGUUAGCGUUCGCGUUACACGAUGACGACCGUCGUCAAUCCUCAUUUGCCCCCGUGGUCCGUGGUUACUGUGGUUUCGAUCGUCGCGAUCGUUGUCUCGUUGGCGCCGGCGUCGCUGAGUUCGGUGCAGCAGUCCAGCAGCGGCAACGGGCUAUGGGACGAUCUGGUGGGUAAGUGCGACGGCCCCAGGAACACGAUGGACUGCGUGCGCAGCCGGCUGUACAAUUACGUCGACCACACGUUCGAAUCCGACUUUAACAUCACCGACGGGCUGACAUUUACGAAGAACAACAACGACUACGAGUCCAUGUGCCCCCCCGGCAACAACGAGACCACGACCACGUCCUACCGGGAAGCCCGAGCUCCCGAAAUGGAAGAAGAAGCAGUGGCCGAUGACGGCUGGACCGACGUCACGGAUCAGCUGUACAAAAAGGGCGCCAAAUACUUGGCGACCCACGACUUUGAGGCCACCGUACCGAGUUUUUUGGGAGGUGGACCCGGCGCUAAGGUUCGCCUGUCGCCCAAAAAAAUCCUGCCCGAUGGCGGUAUAAUUCUGCGGAUGGACGUGUUGCCGGCUGCAAGAGACGCCCGAUCGCCAAGGUUCAUGCACAAGAUGAUAAAGCAACUGUUCAAAAAGAAACUCAUGUCCAGCGGGAUGGCUCUGAUGUUGAUCAUCAAACUGAUCAAGAUCAAGGUGCUGUUCCUGUUGCCGCUGUUGAUCGGAGCGGGCGCCGCCAAGAAGAUUCUGCUCAAGGUCCUGCUGUUCGUGUUCCCGCCGUUGGCCCAUUUGUUCAAGCUCUGUUCGUACUACCACCACCACGCGUCCAAGUUCUAUCACUUCCACCACCACAAGGUGAAGCACCACCACCACCAUCUCAAGGUCCCUGUACCGGUACCUGUGCCUAUCAAACCACCGCCGAGCUACCACGGCGAUUACUACCCUGCGGGCCCCGCGUUGGACCAUCCACCGCCGGGACCAUACGAUUCUCCCGAGUUGGGCGGCAGUGACUAUUACAACCGCAACAGUUUGGAAAUGAACAACGUCGUGUCGGACCACGCGGACGAGCUGGCCAGUUGGGGUUUGGGCGAGUACGGGGAAGGCACGUCACAGUACGACGCCCCCAAGUACGAGUACUCGGCAUCGCCCGCGCAGUACGAACCGCUCAACAAGUACGGCGGCGACGGCGGUGGAGGUCCUCCACCAUCGCCGUACGCUGAGAAGUACGUCAAGAGGGUGGACAGCAGCAAUCCCGCCUUGGUCAGACCGCCGCCCGCGCCGCAACAGGUGGCGACGCACGACCCGACGUACACUCCAGUCGUUCAGAAAUUGGACGAGAUAUUCCAUGAAUUGGCCGUGCACGAGGAACCAUGCAAAGAGAAAUUGGUGUGCAAGAUGUACGGCGACCCCGGCAGAUUCAGUCCGCACAGCAACCUGGUGUCCGCGCAGUUGAGCAGCGAGACGGCUGCGAGUUCCGGCGGAAGAACGGGCGUCAGUCUGGACGCCACGAGACUGUGGCGUUACGUACAAGCGGCCAAGGAAGGCCAAAACGGCGAAGACUGUCGCAUCCUCUAUCAGACGUGCACCAUGAUCGGACUAUGAUGAUGACGACUGACGACGAGUGACUCACCGAAUAAAAAAUUACGAUUUUUGACAUUAAUCAAAAAAAACAAAAAAACAAAAAUUUGAAAAAAUGAAAAUGUUCUACUCGGCCCGCCGCCGCCCGGUACACGAGUACCUACAACAGUUCACACGGUUUCAGUAAUUAAGGCGUUACAAUAUUAUUAUUCAUCGAUAUUGAAUCACUAAUUAAUUUUUUUUUUUAAAUACCUUCAUCGCUUACGAGACACGCGCAACAUAUACGUUUAGGUAUAGAAUAAAGUAAUAUAAUACUAAUAUAUUAUACACACACAUCUAGUCACCUCAAUCCGUAGAUAUAGGGCAGCGGUCAUAGACAUACCUAAUCAGAAAAUAAUAAUGUUAUAAAGUCCACCGAUCAUCGGUCAUUAUGUGUAUCAUAAUAUUUUAUACAUAUAAAGGUAUACAACCGUUGAAAUUCGAAUAACAAUUAAUAAGUAUAGGUACGUCUCACGUUGUUACGAUAUAAGUAAAGGUACCUACACAACAAUAAAUUUACCACGACAUUAUGAUAUUAUUAAUAUUAUGAUGUAAACAUAAAAUGUGGUAUCGAAGCGCAAUGCGCAAACUCUUGCUAUAAUCCUCUUUAACGAUGAUAUUUCUAUGUUAUCGUAGGGUAUAAAAAAAAAUUCUCGAUUCGUCCACUGUUAAAUAUCGCACAUGUUAUUUCAAUAGUUUUUAAAUGAAAUUUUAUUGCUGUAUAAUCCUUGGUAAAUCUCUGCACGCUGCUCUUUAUGCGCAAUGAUGUCUCCGCUCACAGGAGUCAAUUAUUAUUAUAUAUAGUACACUAACCGAUUUCAAACAUAAUAUUAUGUUUUAUUAUACGCCUUACAAUACCGUGUUAUCACUCUCAUUAUCCUUAUAAUAGUAUUGUAUUGUAUAGUUAUUUAUUUAUUUUUUUGUUUACCGCAGGGCGAACUGUAAGAUUUUUAGUACAGUGCAUUGCGCUACGGUUUUAGUAAAACACAUUGUUUAUUAUUUUAUUUAUUUAUUUAUCAACCUAUAUAAUAAUAAUAAUCAUAUUAUAUUAUAUACAAUUUUAUUUGACGUGCCCAUAAAUUUUGAAUAUUGUAUAAGUAAUUUAUUGAUUGAAAUAAUGUGAUAGUUUAGAGAUUAUAUGUCUUAGUACACCUAUUAAAAUGUACAUAGUAUUAUAUAAUAGGUAGUGAAUUAGGUGUACUUUAAAAUAUUAUUACCUAUAGAAAUUUAUUAUAGAAACUAUAUAAUAUCAUUAUACCUAUCACUGAUAUCAAUAUUCAAGAACUGUAUCUAUGUAUUUUUUUUUUCGCUGUUUAAAACCAAAUAUUAUAACUUUAUGAAUAAGUAAUAUUUAAUGUUAUAAUGGAUAUUUAUUAUUAUAUCAUCGAGCAAACGGUUUUCACUGUCACUUUAGAUGUUAAAAUAUAAGUAACAAUAGUGCAACUUACAACUACUGUGGUAGCUUAAAAACAUUAUGACGUGUUUUUAAUAUAUUUAUUCAAAAAGCGUAUAUUAUCUUAGAUACUGCAUUUAAUACUAUAUGUAUUAGUAUACGUCUUCAAAUUAUCGUACCUGUAUCACAAAAACAUCGACACAGAUAGAAAACAAUAUUUUACAAUAUAUUUUUUAACUAAGUUUUACAGAUAUGUUUUUAUCUAAACUUUUUGAUAAAUAGUAUUAUAUUUUUGACGAAAUAAAAUGAUUAAUUAUUUGUGUAAUUAUA